Rubroshorea leprosula is the source of this 1291-nucleotide messenger RNA. Lineage: Eukaryota; Viridiplantae; Streptophyta; Magnoliopsida; Malvales; Dipterocarpaceae. The record is from the annotation of a GenBank genome assembly.
CUAAUUUACUUUCUGUUCUAUUUAACGUCUUCUCUACGAAAAAUUGUCUGCGGCCACUUUUCUACAUAAGGAAAGGAAAGUAAUCACCAGCAAAUCCGGCGAGUUCAGAUGUCCAGCCAAAUGGCCCCACCGGUCGAUAUCUUCGACUUUGUUGUAAACAAAGGCAACGGAGUAAAGGGUCUUGCCGACUCCGGUAUCCAGAGCCUUCCCGAUCACUACAUCCUCCCUCCUGAGGAACGUUUAGAUCCAACAAAAAUAGUCACUGAAGACUCCAUUCCGAUCAUCGAUGUCUCCGAUUGGAACGAUCCGAAGGUUACAGAAUCGAUCUGCAAAGCUGCAUGCAAAUGGGGUUUCUUUCAGAUUGUUAACCACGGGUUGACCUUGGAGGAUCUUGACAAGAUAAAGGACGCAGGUCACCGCUUCUUCGGUUUACCAAACCAGGAGAGAGCGAAGUACUGGAAAGGGAAAUCGCCUGCCAAUACUGUCUCCUUGUCCACCAGCUUCAGUCCUCACGCCGAAGCUGUUCUUGAGUGGAAAGAUUUCUUGAGCUUCCGCUAUGUCUCCGGUGAUCCAGAAGCCUCUGCUUUGUGGCCACCAGUAUGCAAAUUUCAAGUCCUAGAAUACAUGGAGAAAGCUAAAAUUGUGAUUAAAAGACUGCUUGAAGCACUACUCAAGGGAUUGAAUGUGAAAGAGAUUGAUCAAGCAAGAGAGUAUGUGCUAAUGGGUUCGCCAAUAAUCAACUUUAAUUAUUACCCCCGUUGUCCGAGCCCCGAGCUCGCAGCUGGAGUAGGCCCUCACUCCGACAUAUCUACGAUCACUGUCCUCCUCCAAGAUGACAACGGCGGUCUAUAUGUCCGAGAAACUGAGGGUGAUUGCUGGAUCCACGUUCCACCCGUUAAUGGCGCUCUUGUGGUCAAUAUCGGAGACAUUCUGCAAAUCUUGAGCAACGAUCGAUACAAGAGCAUUGAACAUCGCGCGGUCGCCAAUGGAAACAAGAACAGAAUUUCGGUGCCCAUAUUUGUGAAUCCGGCACCUGAUGCCGUCAUCGGUCCUUUGCCGGAGGUUUUAGAAGAUGGGGAGAAACCCAUCUAUAGGGAAAUUGUCUUCUCUGAUUACUUCAAGUAUUUCUUCAGUAAGGGACAUGAGGGGAAGAAGACCAUGGACUGUGCUAGGAUAUGAUUUGAUGAAAUCCUGCUUCUGUGUUUUUCUAUUGGGCUAUCAUAAGCAGAUUUCUAGCGUGUUAUUAUGAAUAAAUAGCAGAACCUAAUAAGAGUAAAUAAUUUGACUUUGA